GCCCUCUCGAAAACACACUGGUGCAGGAGCGUUUCUUUAAACCUAUUGCGACAUUGGACAGGACAACGCUUAAUUUUACGAGAAAAUGGCCUUGUCUGGGUGGGUGUGUGUGGUGACUGGUGCCUCCAGAGGCAUUGGCAGAGGAAUAGCUCUUCAGCUGUCCGAGGCAGGAGCCACUGUCUACAUCACAGGCCGCCAGGACAAGACUCUAAAACGCACCGCUGCAGAGGUUAAAGAGAGAGGCGGAAACUGUGUACCAGUUGUCUGUGAUUCCACCAACAGCAGAGAUAUUGAAGGACUCUUUGAAAGGAUCAGACAUGAACAGAAUGGCAGGCUGGACAUCCUGGUUAACAACGCCUAUGCUGGUGUACAGACUAUCUUUGAAAAUAUGGGCAAGACGUUCUGGGAAAUGGAUCCAUCCAUUUGGGAUUCUAUCAACAACGCAGGUCUCAGGGGACACUAUUUCUUCUCAGUUUACGCAUCCCAGUUGAUGGUGGCUCAAGGUCGUGGUUUGAUUGUGACCAUUUCCUCUAUUGGAGGACUUCGGUAUUACUUCAAUGUGCCAUACGGCGUUGGUAAAGCUGCAUGUGACAGGCUGGCAGCAGACAUGGCUGUUGAGCUGAAGAGCAGAGGAGUGGCAUCUGUUAGCUUGUGGCCAGGUGCUGUACGGACAGAGUUGAUCACUCAGUUCGUGCUUGAGAGUGAUGCAGCGCAGGGUGCGUCCACAAAGGUCAAAGAUGUGUUUGCCAGUGGAGAAACCCCUGAAAUGAGUGGAAAGUGCAUUGUCCACUUGGCAAAAGAAAAAAAUCUGAUGUCUCUGACGGGGAAAGUCCUCAUGACAUGUGACCUGGCAAGGCGCUAUGGGAUACAAGAUAUUGAUGGGAGGAGCAUAGAUGACUAUACAUCUCUAAAAUACCUCCUGUCAUGGGUUCCAUACCUGUCCUGGCUAUCCAUUCUGGUUCCCUCAUUCAUACGAGUACCUCGAUUUGUGCUGACUCUCGCAUAUAGUCGAUUCUAACCAAUGAUGAUAUCAGCACUAAUCAGUUCUAGCCAAUACUGAUAUCAGUACUAACAUGUUUCUACUAAUUCAUACAUUAUGAUUUAUUCUAGCAAAAGCAAAUAGCAGCCAUAAGAACAUAAGAAAUCCUGAACAAAGCUUAUUUUUAUUACCCUGAAUUAGUGAACAAUAUUUAUGUGACUCUAUGGAUUAUUUCCUGUGCCGACGAGUACUUGGCAAAUGUGAUUAUAUGAAGUUUUCAGUAUAUAUGAAUGAUGUCCUAAACAGUGUUUUCUGCAUAUUAACAUUAACACUACCCACCAUAGGUACAUUUAAAAAAAAAAUGUGAAAAUGUAAUGUAAUCAUGACUGUGUGCAAUGUUUCAAUAUUCAAUGAUGCUUAUGAUUACAAAUAUUACAAACAUGAUUGAGGUAUACGUUUGUACUCUGUAAUGUAUUUCUAUUAAAUCCAUAUUCCCAGCA
This is a messenger RNA of Thalassophryne amazonica, 1479 nucleotides long. It is a transcript of the gene dhrs1, whose product is annotated as dehydrogenase/reductase (SDR family) member 1. The transcript is spliced from 9 exons. Lineage: Eukaryota; Metazoa; Chordata; Actinopteri; Batrachoidiformes; Batrachoididae. The record is from RefSeq and is a predicted model, not a curated record. Bases 86 to 1018 code for a protein of 310 amino acids.